AUGCCAACCAACACCUCCUCCCCUGUCAAGCGCCCCGGCCUGGGCCGCCGCGCCGUGUCUUCACAUGCGGUCGUCACGAGGACCAACGCCAACGCCGGCUCCAACCCCAACGAGCUGUCGCAAUCUCACUCCUCCAAGACCACCACCGUGCACCAUAAGCCUCACCGAGCUCAUGUCGUGGGCGGUGGUCACCGCAACCACCACCGAAACCCUUCCUUUGGAAAGAACCUGAACAAACUCCAGCGCUUCCAACUAGGUCCUGAGACCACCAGUCGACAUCAUCAGCGCAAGAAGUCAGCCCCCGCUACUCCUAUCGGCAGCCCCAAGGGCCAAGCACAUGUACACUGGGCUGGGGCGGUGGACGACCAUCCCAAGGAAUCGAUGAAGAGAAAUUACUCGACCCCCGUACUCCGACGGAAUAACUCAGCGAUAGUGAAGAAGACCUUGGUGACGGAGCGGCCACACUCGAGCGCGGGAAAGAAGAAGUCGGUCGGAUUUGAAUUGGGUGACGACGAUGACAACGACGACGCCGAGUGGGAAGAUACCACACAAUCACCCGAAAGUACGAGGCGCAAUUCCGUUGCCCCUUCCAACCAUAGCGCAGAUAACAAUCAGGUCUUGGUCGAUCCUCUUACAUUUGUGAAGCGGCCAUAUCCGCAAAUUUCCCGCGCGACCAGCUUGCCUGAUUCUAUCACGAGCAAAUUCGUACGGGAUCAUCCCGACGAGGACCACGAAGAGGACGAGGAACAGGAGGACGAGGAGGACAACUCCGACGAUACACAGGGUCCUAGUCAACCGACGGACCAAGGCGAUAUCGCGAACCGCCUCCUGAGCCCCUCACACUCGGCCAAGGCACCGCCCGCUAUGUCUUCCAUCUCGGCGAUGGCCAAGCCGUCGGAUUCGACCUCGCGCAGCACUUCACUCAACUUGACGGGUGGCCUGGAUGCGGCACGGCGUAAUUACUCUACAUCCAACCUCAACAUGGCCCAAAUACCCGGCAGCCAACCUCAAGCUACUUCAUCCUCUAUGGAAGGUGGCGUGUCCAGAUUCAUUAUGAGCAACAAGACCGGCUUACAGUCCUCUUCACGAACGGACUCAGACCCGAACACUCCAUCCUCGUUCCUACCUCACUACCAUCCGCAAACGCCGCCAUCUCCCAACCGUGCCAACGGCAAAUCCACCGCGUCGCCAGCACGUCCUCGUGGUGUCGACUUGCCCUCGCGAACCCAGCAGAAGCUCUGGCUUCAACGCACUGCCACUCUGAACAACUCCCCACCCGACUCUCAUGGUGUACCUACAACUGUAUCGCCAUCGAAUAUUGACCCAGCCUUUGUUCCGGGCGGGCACUCCCGCGCUGGAUCGAACUUUGACGGCGGCCGAGGCAUGAAUGGCAGCGGUCGGGCUGGAGUGCCGGGCCAUGAUACUGAAGCGCGUCAAAUUCGCAAGGCGUACGAGAAGGUCUCGUUGGAGCUGAUGGUGGCACGUCGGUUCCAGUCUCCCACGGCCGACAGCUUCUACCGUCUUCGCGCGGUAGCCCGCGCAACAGCAGUCAGUGCUCAGAGUGGAUCUGCAUUGGGCAAACCUGUCAAAUCAGCCCCCGCUCUCACGCUUCUCCAGCAAGGCAAUCGACCUACUCGGCUGGACUCGAGCCCCGAGACGAAGUCGCAGUUGCCUGAUCCCCACUCCUCGGCCUCUGAGGACCCCGCAACACACAGCGAAUCCACCGAUACCACCCAGGCAGCUACAUCUUCCCACCCAUCCCACCGGAUCUUGUCGACUUCCGAUGAAGCUGCGCAUGGCCUGACCGGCGAUCAUUCCUCGGAUGACUUCCCCAACUUGAGCGAGACCGACUUGAUGAUUCGGCGAAUGUGGGAGACUCGGGAGGUGGCCACGUCUGGUUGA
Penicillium cataractarum is the source of this 1902-nucleotide messenger RNA. RefSeq lists its product as uncharacterized. Lineage: Eukaryota; Fungi; Ascomycota; Eurotiomycetes; Eurotiales; Aspergillaceae. The transcript has a single exon. Gene Ontology annotation, cellular component: TORC1 complex; fungal-type vacuole membrane. The record is from RefSeq and is a predicted model, not a curated record. Bases 1 to 1902 code for a protein of 633 amino acids.